Volvox carteri f. nagariensis is the source of this 4296-nucleotide messenger RNA. RefSeq lists its product as uncharacterized. The coding region runs from base 1 to 4296 and encodes 1431 amino acids. The record is from RefSeq and is a predicted model, not a curated record. NCBI's taxonomy places the organism in Eukaryota, Viridiplantae, Chlorophyta, Chlorophyceae, Chlamydomonadales, Volvocaceae. The transcript has 29 exons. Gene Ontology annotation, molecular function: calcium ion binding. Gene Ontology annotation, cellular component: nucleus.
AUGCGUCAACCCUGCUUCCGAACACUUGAGCGUCUGGAAACACCCACGGCCCAUGUGUAUGCACACGGCACGUCGUGCCCAUUCCUCGGUGUGCUUGCAGUCCCGACUGACGAGAACAGCCCCACGCCCGCUGCAGAUGCACCUGCUGCUAGUCCUGAAGCUGAUAAGCCUGCAGCCACACCUACCACGGCGCCUGCCGCGGCGCCUGUCGUGGUGCCCGCUGCAGUGCCUGGUACGGUGCCUGACGUGGCGCCUGCAGCUAAGCCUGCAGCUACGCCGGCGGAUGCCACUGCAGCCAAGCCCGCCGCGGCAAGUGAUGCUGCGCCCAAGUCAGCGUCUCCAGCCGCAGCACCUGCAGCAGCGCAUACCGUGGCGCCUGAAGCCGCUCCUGCACCUCCUGCCGCGGCCGUCACGGUACCCGCUGCAGCUAGGCCUGCAGGUGCAUCAUCUCCGGAUGAUGAUAGCGGGGUCGGCGGCAGCAGCAGGAACAACAACAACAACAACAACAAUAAUACCAGCAGGAAUGCAGCAACGGUGAGCGGCAGUGGGAGAGGUAGCGGUGGUGGCGAUGCUGGCAUCGGGAGCGAGCCAACGUCGGAAGUAACAGACCAUCGCAUGGCGAGAGGGAGCCCCCAGAAGGCCCCCAAGGACCCGCAGCAGGUCGCCAAGGUGAAGGCGAUGCUGAAGGACCCCAAGUCCACGAAGCCAGACGACGUCCUGGACGAGCUAGAUAAGAACGGAGACGGGAAGCUGGACAAAUCGGAGGUUGCGGAUCUGUUGGACCUCAUAGUGGGUCUGCGAGCGCAGUCAGCCUUCUUCAAGACAUUGGUACUUGUGCAGGCUAUAGCUUUAUUGGUAUUGCUUGCUGCACUCGCUGGCAUGGCCGCAGCCAUCGUUUACUUUGCAAAGGACACAAAGCUUAAUGGCGGUACUCUGGUCGACAAGAAAACGGGCAACCCGGUGCUGGUAUAUAGUGCGGACUUCCUGGUUACACCGUCAGGGGUUCUGGUCAGCCGCAGCUCUACUGCCGACUCAUCAUCAUCGUCAUCAUCCGGCAGCGGGGUAGCAGUAACGGCCAGCAACACGUCAGCACCGCCGCCCCCAGUAACCUCCCAAGCACCGCCGCCGCCCGCAGCCACCUCACCUGCUCCUGCAACCGGCCGGCGAAGUCGCACCCUAUUUGAAGAGCUCAUGUACCCCGACGAGCGCGAGCAACCCGGCUAUCAGGAGCCACUGCCACAACAUAAGGGCGUUGGCGAGCCGCAUUGGCCCCAGCAGCAGCAGCAGCACCGUGCCCAGGAAGGAACUGGCGGGGGCUCGUCGUCCGCAGCUUUAUCGUCGGAAACGAAAGCCUCCACAUCGCCAUCCAAAAUGUCACGCAGCAGCGGCGGCAGAGCUUUCUCCCGCAUACUGCAGCAGCAACAGCCGCCACUGCCACCGCAGCCGCCGGGAGGGCAGCAGUCGCCACAGCCACAGCCGCCUCAACAGUCGCCGCCAUUACCAGCGCCACCAUCUACCCCGUCUGCUCCAUCUACACCACCUCCUGCUCCAUCUCCCCAACAAUCCCAAUCUCCACCUCCAGCCAGCCCACCGUCCCCACUGCCAUCACCUCCCCCACCUACCCCAUCUCCAACUGCCGCCCAGCCUAUGAACAGUACCAGCAACAGCACAAGCAGCAACGACACUGCGGCUAGUGCUGCGGCUGAGGCAGCUCUACAGUCGGCUCUGGGAACUGUUCCCUCGGGCGCCGUACCGCUGUCUACCUCUGCCAGCACUGUGGCCAUGGGGCUUCACUCCGCUCUGCCCAUGUCGGUACUCAAGGAGCUCAGGUACAUCCAGGCAUGUGCUCUGCUGAGCGUUUGUAUACAUGUGCUUGUUUUCCUUCGUAAUCUUGUUAUGUUCACGUGCGUGCGCUUCAUCGAGGGGAUUAACUCGAGCAGCACGGGCGCAGACCUGAACCUGUUCGUGCUGGCAGUUGCCAAGCUGCCUGCCCAGCUGGAGGAGGGCGCGCCGUACAGCAGCUGUGAGGUGGUGCGAAUCGUCACCUAUAUCGGCACCGUGACGGUUCACGGAUCUGAACUCGAGUUCGGUCAGGAGGACAGUGUUGGGGAUGUCUUCCGGGAUGCAGGCUUCAUGGUGCGAGGAAGCGGCCGCAGACGGAUGCUGAGCGAUUCGUACGGUAUUACCGGGCACUUCAAUUUCAUUAAGGACAUCGAGAUUGUCAAUGUGCCGCCCGGCGAGCCGAAGCCCAAUAUCGCACCUAUCUACCAAAUGAAGAUGCGAAUUUACGACGAGUGCCCCAAGCUGCCGGAUAGCAGCGGCACGGCAGCCGAGGCCGAUGGCUGCUUGGACCCCGACACGGGCCUGGACCGGCCAGGCACUGUUGUGCUGGACGGAGUGCGCUACAUGACAACGAUUCAGACAGUUACUCGGCAGAACGAUGUAGUGCUCACAACGACGGAGUACCCGAACUAUGGCCCGAACCUGGUUCGCAAGGAGCUCAUGAACGAGACAUCAGGCGAAAUCUUCGUGUGGCAAGAAUUAUUCCAGGCUACCCGAGUCACUCACUGCGAAUACCUGAGUGGUUCUGCCGGGGAUGGGGACUCCCUCCGCUCACUCAUCAGUGAAUCUAUUCGUUCAUUUAAAUUCCUCGGUUACGAGUUGAAGCGGGGAGUGCCAGCCCGCCACUUCCGACUUACCACUCGGCAGCCCGUAUUGCGGGAACGUGACGCCGGCAGCAGCAAUGCCUUGGAGAACGGCAGCAUAGAGUACGACAUGAAGCUGGUCGACGUUGACUUCUGGGAUACGUCGGACAUCGGCAGCGUCUGUUCAAUUGCGAGAAACAACUAUCCUGUGGCGUUCGAGAUGGUUCAUCCGGUGGCUGGAAACUCCAAGAUCCACGUCAUGAGCUUUCGAGCUGGUAUCUUGCAGCCAGAGGACGAGUUGGCCGUACCCGCGAGCUUCAACGAUACGGACAGCCCCCGAGGCUGUCCUGGACCGCGUUUCACCAGCGUGCCCACGAUGACAAGCCCCUUUGGACCGGUCUGGGAGGCGCCGCCUGAGGAUCAGCUGGACUCCGUGCUUUUCACUUCCUACACCAAGGUUAUUGCUGAUCCAAAUGACCCCGAUAUUUUCCCCGGCCUUGUGGAGGCCUCAAACAAGGAUUAUCCGCCUUCGUCCCCCUGCACUGCCACCACCGCCAAGUCCACCAAGCCCUAUGCCACCUUCACCAUCACCCCCAUCACCCCCACCAUCACCUCCAUCGCCACCCCGGCCACCGCCGUCACCGCCACCGCCGCCACCCCCACCCCCCGGGCCGCCGUCUCCUCCGCCGCCACCACCGAAGCCACCACCUCCACCUUCUCUGAUUGCAUUACUACCAGUCGCAGGAGCAGGCACCAGCAGCGUGCAGCUCGGUCAGAGGCGCACGGCCUUGGCGAGGUCCUCAGGGGUGUACUCCGUUGGGCGGAUGGCCGCAUCGCCCUCACAAGCGUCACUAAAUGCCGCAGCAGACGCACGGGCAACAGCGACACCCUAAGUGCGCUAGGCAUCACCGCUGCGGACCUUACUUCUAUGCUGGCGGCGGGGACGGUAUCGAAAUCGGAUUCGGAGGCGAAGGUAGAAGAGGAUUUCGCACCGGGCAAGGGCCGCAACCGGGCCCUCCUGCGCCAUACCCGCAAUUACACACUGUCGAAUGUUUGCGGAGUCUCCUUCUCGUCCGACGACCAGGAUGCGCGCUUUAGCUACAACAUCGAUUGCGGAGGCCGCCUUUCUUGGCCCCCCAAUGCAGAUGUGACGGGUCAAAUGGCGGUCCAGCUGAACCUCACCAGGAAGACUUCCACAGUGGAGAUACGAGCGUGCCAAAUUGCUGGCUGCAUCAACGUUACAGUGGACAUCAGGCAGAUGCUGCAGAAUAUAACGGGAACGGGUUUGGCGAACUUGUUAGCGAGCUACGGCAUCUCUCCCUCACUCAACCUCGAGGGAAUCUGCGCCUCGUAUGACAGCAUGGACAAAAUGGGCGUCCUUUCCAGUACCAUGAAGGUUCCCAACAAUAAUAAUGUUGCAUGGCUUCUGUGGCAGCUUCGCUUUGAAACAGAUUUUGAGGUGCGCAAAAAGCUAUUGCGCCGCAUGUACGCUCCUAUAUGUUUUGAGCGUGUUAGAUGGAUAACGGCCGUUUUAUUUCUUCACCCUGUCUUGUGUUUCGUCCCCUUGCGGUGCAUCAGAGUGCAUGAAUCUCAUUGGUUCACGUCCCAGGGAAGUGCUAGUACCUUUUGGCAGCCGGAUGACCAGCUGUGA